UAUUUGAUCGCGCUAUUGUGUAACUGGACAAUUACGGAUUUCGAAGAGAGUUGUAUGCAAGACGACUGAUACCGAAUAUAUCUGUUUUUACCCUUGUGUCGUGGUGUGUGAUUCGGUGGAAAGUCCCGGGUUUAACAUUUGGAAAGAGCGCUCAUGUCAGGGUUAACAUGGUUGCUACUGAUGUUUAUAUUGUAACGGUUGUUAUUUAAUGUCGGGGAUUUACACUCGCUUAAUAGAUGUUGGACUGUGUUAAUGAUAUGUUACAACAUACGCCAUUAUUAUAUCAUUCUUUACUUCAGCCAAUCACGCUGCCUCCUUGAUCUACCCAGCAAAAUUCUUGAACCGAGAACACGCCGUCACCCUCUACAGGGAUGUCAAAGUCGUUUCGCAGCUGAGGGGUGCCUGCAAUGCGUUUCAGAGGCAGGCCCGCGCUGCGCAGCCCACGCAAGAGGACCUUGUCAAUGCAAAUAAGUGGUUGCCAUGGUAUGCUGCAAUGAUAAAUCCAAUAAGUAGUUCGAAUAACUAGUUCGAAUCCGGCUCUGGGUUCAGUUCUGGACUGGAGGUUGGGGUUGAAAGAGGAUAGAACUUGUUUCGCCUGCAUUUCCACUCUUUAACAGUCUCCUAACACUUCACUUACAAUUUAUAGGGAGGGGAUACCUGUGUGCUAUUCGUAGAAGUAGGGAACAGUUACCUCUCUCAGAACCCAGAGAACUUGAAACUGGUUACUCACGGUUUCAUGUGAUUCAUUGCAGGGAUGAGGUGAUUCAGUGCGUGUCUCCUAACACUUCACUUAGAAUUUAAAGGGGGGGAUGACUGUGUGCUAUUCAUAAGAGUAGGCAACAGCUCCCCGUAUCACGGCUAGCUAUCUCUCACAGAACCCAGAGAACUUGAAACUGGUUACUAAUGGUUUCAUGUGAUUCAUUGCAGGGAUGAGGUGAUUCAUUGUGUGGACAUGCAGACAGAAAGAUUUGACAUGGCACGCUCACAGAGUGCCAAGGCUAGGGAGAGCAGGAAUCUGCUGUCGAUCGCGCUUUUCGUAUUGAUACCUCCUUCCAGAGGACAAGAGAUCCGGACACUGCGAAUUGCCCCGUCCGGUGACAGAGAACACGUCCAGGGACUGAAUUCAUUAGUCUUGAAUUCAGAUGGCACCCUCAUGUUCAGAUUCGAGGAUUACAAAACAUAUGGCUCUCAUGGGGUUGAUGUCACAAAUUUGCCAGAAGAUCACAGAUUGAACGUCAUCAUAAGGGAAUAUCUGGACAAAUACAGAGAUAUUCUUCUCGACGCCUCUGACGAUGGCACAACCAACAAUUUUCUUCUCCUGAAAAGUUAUGACUCUUCAGUUUCCAAUUAUAUUUCUUCAAAGGGCUCACUGAUCUUCUUGGAACUAGUGAUUGUUGGAUAG
Messenger RNA from Nematostella vectensis (starlet sea anemone), 1402 nucleotides. RefSeq lists its product as uncharacterized. The record is from RefSeq and is a predicted model, not a curated record. The coding region runs from base 953 to 1402 and encodes 149 amino acids. The transcript is spliced from 3 exons. NCBI's taxonomy places the organism in Eukaryota, Metazoa, Cnidaria, Anthozoa, Actiniaria, Edwardsiidae.